AUGUUAUAAGCACAUAGAUUAAUCAAAUUGUCUGAUAUGGAAUAGAAAGAAAAUUAAAGAUAUUCAGCAUAAGUAUUUAGAUAGUAUGAAUAAGCAACUUAAUUUUCUAAAAUGUAAGCUUUAAAUAUGGGAUUAAUGGAAGGAGAAGGUUUAUAUGCAUUAAUUUUAAUCUUAUUUUAAGGUUGUUAUCUAGUUGCCACUGGAUAUUUAGAUCCAGAAUUAACAAAAUACUUUAUUUAAGCAGUUUAUAUGGUCAAUACUGCUGCUAUUUAUAAAACUAUACUUGAUAUACAUCCAAAUCUUCAUGAAUCAGAAUUUUUUAAUCAACCAGAUUUGACUUAUUAUAAGGACCAAGUGGAUCUGGUAAAAUAAUACCGUAAAUUUAUUAACUAAAUUAUUAACACCAUCACCAGGUGAAAUCUUAAUUGAUGGAGAACCUCUAUCAAAAAAAGAUUUUAAAUUGAUUUAAUAAUAUAUUUCUUAUGUUUAAUAGGAUGGAAUCAUAUUUAAUGCAACUGUUUAUGAGAAUAUCAUCUAUGGUAAUCAUGGAUAUGACCAGAGAAUGAAAAGAAUUAUUUUGGCAGCUAAAAUGGAAAGAGCACAUGAUUUUAUAUAGAAUAUGUAAAAUAAAUAUUAGACUAAAUUAAAAUCAGAUGGAACAACUUCAUUAUCUGGAAGAUAGAAAUAUAUUUUAUUAUAAAAUAUUUUAUAACAAUAAUAAAUAAAGAAUCUUAUAAUAAUAUUACUUUUUGAACAAUUUAUCUAAGUUUAUAUUAAAUUAUUUUAAAUUCAAAUUAAUAAAAAACUUAAAUUGUUUCAUAUUUUUUAGUGAGAUAUAGAAUUUGUUUAAUUAAGUUAUGAUCAAUGUUUCUUCUCUAUUCAUUCUUUUGAAACUAUUAAGAGUCUAAAAUUAUAAAAUCAAUUCUUUUAUAAUAAUAAAUGCUUUCAUCAGAGUAUAUGUUUUAUUAGCAAGUACAGAACCUAUGAGAAUAAAUGUUUAUUAAGAUGGUCUAGUUAUAUUUGCUAUUAAACCAUAUGUAGCACCUACUUCUAAUAAUCUUGAAGAUGUUUGUAUACAUUUGACUAAUUAUGCUAUAAAUAAAGAAAAUCCUAAUUUUAUAUUCAAUAAUGAUGUAUCAAAUAUAGAUGUUGGGCAUAAAAGAUCAAUUAAAUCUGUUUUUGAUAAAUUAGAAUAAGAAGGAUACAAUAUCCAAAAAUUAUGGUAAGAUAUGUACAAAUUAUUUAUUAAAACAUUUUGCACAGUUCAACCUAUUUUUAAUCAUCAUUAAAAAUCAUGUUAACUAGAUAAUUAUGCAAACAAUAUGUGCUUUGAAAUAUUAGGUUUUGAUAUUUUCUUAAAUCAUAAACUCUAGUCAUAUUUAUUGGAGGUUAAUCUCACACCCAGUUUUUCAACUGAUACUCCUUUAGAUUCUCUUAUUAAAAAAAAUCUUAUUAUGGACUCUCUUAUUUUAAUGAAUGUUAGUUUUAAAGCAAAUGAAUAAAUUAUAUCCUCCAGAAAAGAAUAAUUACAAUUAAGAUUCUAAACAGGCUAAAAACAGAAACUUACUUGAUAAGAAAAUAGACUGUAAUUGAAAAAUAGAAAAAACUUAGGGACGAGUAUGAAAAUAAAAAUCUAGGUGAUUAUAUUAAAAUAUAUCCAUUAUAAGAUUCUGGAGAAUAUACUCGUUUUACAGAAUUUGCAUCUUAAUUAUUAGAUAAUUGGACUGGAACAAGUAAAUAUAAAACUAAUUUAUUUAAGAUAUCAGAAAGAACUAAAAAAAAGAAAUCAAUGAAACAUCUAAUAAAAAUAUCAGAUAAAGUGUGAAUUCAUCACUAAGACCAUCAAUUCUUCCAAAAAUAAAGGAUCGAUAAAUCAAUUUAUCUGAAUACUAAAAUGAUGAAUCAGAGAUUAAAAAUAUAUCAAGAUAAGUUGCCAUUUAAUAUUAAAUAAAAAAAUAGGUAUUUUUAUAAUAUAUAUUUUUAAGUAAUAAUUAAAUAUGAAAGUAGUAUAAUAAAUAUCAUAAUCAUUUUUUAUUUAGAUAUCUGAAAUAAUUAAAAUCAACUUUGUUCUUCUAAUAAGAAAUAACAAUUAUUUAAAAUUCAAUAAAUGUGACAAUAUAACCUUAAUAUAAUAUAAUAUAUUAAGCAUUUUUUAAUAAAAAUUCAACACAUUAUAAGGUUUUUCUAAAAUUUUGAAUAUGUUAUGA
This is a messenger RNA of Paramecium primaurelia, 2207 nucleotides long. Lineage: Eukaryota; Ciliophora; Oligohymenophorea; Peniculida; Parameciidae. The record is from the annotation of a GenBank genome assembly.